AUGAAACAACCUGACGUUGGCCAUAAGGGACCUUCAGAAAACCAACGACCAGGAGGGAAUACUCAGUCUCUUCUUCAACCUGCCAGUCCAUCACAACCAGUAGCAGGAGAUAGAAACGAUGGAGCCCCUUCUCCAUCAGCAAAUCAGAACGAUCAAAUUCAAGGUGGAGGUAAAGCGGAUUCGCAGGGUAACGUACAAGUGACCGAAAGAACGGAAUCAGGAAAUAAUGGUGGAUCCAAUUCUGGAAGUGAAAAGAAUACUGUUGGCUCUCUCACUGCAGAUGAACCCAAUGCUAAUAGUGAAGAACAGAAGUGUGAAAAUGCACCAACUUCCCCCAAUAAGAAUGGUACGCAAGGUACUAACGAUGCAGACACCAGUGGUACACAACCUCAAGAAGAACCCGGCACAGAACCAUCUACUCCUUCAGCAUCUUCGCACACUAAUGGAGCCGCAGGUAGUGAGAAUUCUGCACAGACAUCAACAAAUAACUCAGCGAGUACGAACUCUGAAACUUCAACUACACCCAGUAAUGAGGACUCAACCACCACCACCACCACCACAACAACAACAACAACACUUCCUCCUGAACUCACAAACAACAAGAAGGGUGAUGCAGACAGCAGCAGCAGCAGCAGUAUCAGCAGUUCUGUGUGGGUGCGUGUACCACUACUGAUUGUGGUUACACUGGCCUGUAUUCUUGUGUGCUGA
Messenger RNA from Trypanosoma theileri, 708 nucleotides. RefSeq lists its product as uncharacterized. The coding region runs from base 1 to 708 and encodes 235 amino acids. The record is from RefSeq and is a predicted model, not a curated record. Lineage: Eukaryota; Euglenozoa; Kinetoplastea; Trypanosomatida; Trypanosomatidae. The transcript has a single exon.